AGAUUCAGACCGUCUCUUAAUUGAUCGUUGAUAUGAUUUUUGAAUAACGAUCCAUGAGAAAUGAUUGUUGGUGCCGUGCGCAGAUAAAGCGUUUAAAUACAACGAAGGAAAGACCGAUCAUCGCAUACCUACUUUUCUUUCGUGACCACGGAGGGAGAAGUACCAUGUGGAAGAUAGUCCUAGUUGCGCUGUUCGCUUUGGCGACAGCCGAAAAAGUCAGAUAUGACAAUUACAAGGUGUUCCGUGUGACUCCUCAAUCAGAGGAGCAACUCCAAACUGUACGCGACCUGGAAUCCUUGUCCGAUUCGUUCUCCUUCUGGAAGGAGCCAACCGCAGUCAAUGGCUUCGCCGACGUGAUGGUUGCCCCCCACAAGACCCAUGAUUUCACCGAAAUGAUGGACAAUUUGGGAGUCAAGUACGAGACCUUCAUCCCCGACGUGCAAACCUUGAUCGACAGCGAAAGGCCACCAGCGCAACCCCUCGUUGCAUUCGACUUGAACAACUACCACACUCUGAAUGAGAUCUACUCUUACUUGGAUAGUCUGGCCAAGGCUCACCCUGGCAAGGUUGAAGUGAUCGUAGGUGGAUCGACGUACGAGAAACGUCAGAUCAAAGGUCUGAAGCUGUCUUUGGGUGGUAACAAACCUGGAGUCGUCCUCGAGGCUGGAAUCCACGCUAGGGAAUGGAUCGGACCUGCCACGAUCCUUUACAUGGUGAACGAAUUGCUGAACAGCAAGGCUGCCGACGUCCGAUCGCUCGCUGAGUCCCACACCUGGUACAUCUUCCCCGUCGUCAACCCUGAUGGCUAUGUUUACACGCACGAAAAGAACCGCAUGUGGAGAAAGACACGCAAACCAUACGGCAGUCUCUGUUACGGAUCUGACCCUAACAGGAACUGGGGAUACAAAUGGAUGAGCGGUGGUUCCAGCAGCAGCCCAUGCUCUGAAACUUAUGCCGGAAGCUCUGCGUUCUCUGACAUUGAAACGAAAUCCUUCUCUGAGUACCUCCGAUCGAUCUCUGGAAAAUUCUCCGCCUACGUUGCCUUCCACAGUUACUCUCAGCUUCUGAUGUUCCCAUACGGUCACACCAAGGAUCACUUGGAAAAUUACAGCGACGAACUCAGCAUCGGUCAGAAGACAAUUCAAGCUUUGGCUAAACGAUAUGGAACCUCAUACAAAACUGGAAAUAUCGCUGAAACGAUCUAUGUUGCCAGCGGAAGUUCAAUGGACUGGGUGAAGGGAACCUUCCACAAACCUGUUACCUUCACUUACGAGUUGCGCGACACUGGCCGUUACGGCUUCCUGUUGCCAGCUAACCAAAUUGCUCCCACCGCCCUGGAAACCCUGGACUCCUUGGUUGGCAUGUUCAAGGAAGCCAAGGCACGUGGUUACGACUAAAGGCACCAACAUCGAAUGGAUGGAUCAUUAUAUCAAACGGGAUAAAAACACACGAUUUUUAAUCCAAUAGUGAAUAUUUCAAUGUACGCAUUUAUUAUUAAAUCUGCACAAUAAAUUUUACUAACUUUUUUAAAUACCUA
This is a messenger RNA of Hylaeus anthracinus, 1537 nucleotides long. Its product is annotated as zinc carboxypeptidase-like. Lineage: Eukaryota; Metazoa; Arthropoda; Insecta; Hymenoptera; Colletidae. Bases 54 to 1397 code for a protein of 447 amino acids. Gene Ontology annotation, biological process: proteolysis. The transcript has 7 exons. The record is from RefSeq and is a predicted model, not a curated record. Gene Ontology annotation, molecular function: metallocarboxypeptidase activity; zinc ion binding.